AUGAACUGCCCAGAUGUGUCUCCCACUUCUACUUUUCUCUUAGGAGUAAUGUGCUUGACAGCUCUCAGCAACUUUGCUAAGACUUCCUCAGACUUCUCAGGUUCUAUAUCGAAAGUGUUAAAGAAUUACAGUGACCAUGCCUGCGAUGGAGAAUAUGUCUCCCUGAGAUGCCCUCACAGAACCACCAUCAGCAUCCAGUCUUCCUUUUAUGGCCGAAUUGUGCCAAGUCAUCAGAUGUGUCCCUCCCGAUACCUACAGUCCUAUGCAACUUUAAUUAAGGAAGAUGUUGCCUGUUCAGUUGGUACUUCCCUUCAGAAAAUGCUGGAUGAGUGCCAGGACAGACGGAGCUGCCAGUUCCUUGUCAAUAGCCGGCUGUUUGGUCUAGACCCGUGCCCUGGAACCGGCAAGUACCUCAUCGUAUGGUACAAGUGCAGGCCAAACGAGUACAAGAGUAAAGUAGCCUGUGAAGACGACAAGCUGAGACUGAGCUGUAAGAAAAACAUGGUCAUAGCCAUUUACUCCGCUAUUUUUGGAAGAACUCAAGGAGGCAGCCUGGAAUGCCCCUACCAGAAUUUAGGGAUGCCUACGAUAGAGUGUCAGUCAGCCACGGCUCUCCAGCUCAUGACGAGACGCUGCCAUGGAAAAAGAAGCUGCAGUGUGUAUGCCAGCACCUAUGAAUUCGGUGAUCCUUGUUACCCAGGUGUCCACAAGCACCUCAAUGUUAUCUACACCUGUGUUCCCAAGAAGCUUCUGCAUGAAACCCAGCCAAAACCAACCAACUACCAAGGAAUUCAGCAACCACAUUUUCCACAGCAGCCAAGAGCGUAUGAUCCUAAUGUUAUAGGGGACGGCGUGUUCUUUCCUGAGGUUUCGCCGUCCAUUCUAGAGCGCGUUCUGCCAGAGAAGAAGAAAGGGAGGUCGGCUACCUUUUACCCGCUAGACAACACCCCCUUGCUGCUUCCCGUGGAUGAGACACAGCGGCCAGUGGAUAACAGCAGCAUGGAGCCCGUGGGCGUUAGCACAGAGAUGGCCUUGCUCAGCAACAUCCUAGCAGCGUAUUCCUUUAUCACAGAAAAUCCUGAGCGUGCCGCUCUGUAUUUCGUCUCUGGGGUAUGCAUCGGACUCAUCUUGACCCUGUUGGCCUUGGUGCUGAAGGUGUCCUGCCGAACUGACUGCAAGCAAUCCCCGGGGAAAAAGCCACCUCGGGAGCCGGAGAGCGACAGCGACAGCAGUGACAGUGAGGAUGAUUCGGACACCACUUCGGACCUGUCGGCCCGCAGGCACCGCAGGUUCGAAAGGACUUUGAACAUGAAUGUCUUCACCUCGGCCGAGGAGCUGGAGAGGGCUCAGAGGCUGGAAGAGCGAGAGCGCAUCAUCCGGGAGAUAUGGAUGAAUGGGCAGCCGGACAUUCCGGGGACCAGAAGCCUGAACCGCUACUACUAA
Molecule: messenger RNA, 1443 nt
Organism: Emys orbicularis (European pond turtle)
Lineage: Eukaryota; Metazoa; Chordata; Testudines; Emydidae
Product: protein eva-1 homolog C-like
Exons: 8
Coding region: 1-1443 (480 amino acids)
Molecular function (GO): carbohydrate binding
Source: RefSeq, a predicted model, not a curated record